Messenger RNA from Pomacea canaliculata, 1747 nucleotides. RefSeq lists its product as uncharacterized. Gene Ontology annotation, biological process: signal transduction. The coding region runs from base 145 to 1290 and encodes 381 amino acids. Lineage: Eukaryota; Metazoa; Mollusca; Gastropoda; Architaenioglossa; Ampullariidae. The transcript is spliced from 3 exons. The record is from RefSeq and is a predicted model, not a curated record.
GAAGUCGUCGUCGUCGUUACUGAGUGACGUCGCUGGUGUCGUGGCGGACGAAAGCAAGCUGCCGAGUGACAUGGAGUCGCUGACGUGCCAGCAGCCAGGAGGCGGGCUCAUGAUCGUCAUGGAUAUGACAGACAAGAGUCUAAGAUGCGGGCACUUGGCCCAGGCUGUCGUCGCUGGUGUCUGCUGCAUGGUGCUGCUGGUGCUGUGCAUUGUUGUCGCAGGCUGGCGCAAGAGAUACGAACUAAAAGUCUGGCUUCACUUUCGGACGUGGGGUCGCUGCUGCGGCAAAGACGAAGGUCCAUGGUCGGCGACAAUCAGCAUCCCAGAAGGUUCAACGUGUAUAUAUCGAUGGAUGAAGAGGAUGUAGAAGCAGUGGCUUGGGUGCUCCAUGUGCUGCUGCCGUUUCUGGAAGGGAGAACCACGCCCUUGAGGGUGUACCUUCCACUGAGGCAAGAAGCCCUUGGGGAGAGCAAGGCCAAUGCUCGUGCGGACGCCAUUGUCGACAGUCACAACAUGCUGGUCUUGCUCACACCUGGCUACGUCCAGAACGAGUGGUGCCGCUUCGAGUUUGAUCAAGCAUGUCGGCACCUGGAAGAGGAGAGCGCGGGCAAGCUGGUUCUCCUCAAGAUGGCUGGCGAGGACUACAGACACCGCGAGCAUCAGGUCGGCGUGACCCGCCUGCCAGGAGGCGGAGGUGAGAUGCUGCCGGCCACCGAGGGACGUGCGGGACGGUGUGGUGGCGCGGAAGAUCACCAGCACGCGCAGCAGAACGGAACUGACAUGCGCCCUGCAUCUGCGCUGCAGCCGAACCGUGACACUGUCAUGAGAGGAGCUUCCCCUGGCGGAGACAACCGUCGUCUUUUCGAGGCUGCGACGCCUGAUCCAGUUCCGUGUCCCGUAGCGAGGACGACGACGGCGGUCCACAUCUGCUGCAAUCCGGAACUCGCCGCAGCGGUGCCAGAGCAUCUUCCUUUAGAUGCGCGACAUUCAUGCAGCCGCAGAAGGCAAGUGGUGGCUGGCGCCUCACGACGUCAGCGAGCUCUCCUUGGUUGCAGCUUGCUCGCCCGGGUGCGGUGUUGGUGUGGAUGUCGGACGUGUCGCGAACCUGGACCCGCGCGGCGGACACAUACCAACCACUUGGAGUUCGCUCAGUUCUAUGACGUCACGGGUCAGCCGGAGACCCUGGAGAGCCUUAGUGCGUUUCUAGGGGAAGGGAGGUACAUCAGUCUGGGGGAACACUUGUGGCGGGAGAAAGUCUUUUACGAACUGUCCACUUACAAACAAAAUUGACCACAAUCUCUCUCGUAUACGUCGCAUCCAUGCAAGGUCAGAGACAGUUAAAGGCAAGAGUGCUCAGACAAACGUGCAGGUCGUGCUUGCACAAGAAUCAGUGUGUAUUAGUAAAGCUGAAAACUAUAGGAGGUAAUCUACUUUUCUCCUCUGUGCUCUGGAGUCUCUAUGCGCACAAAAUAAAUGUAAUAAGCGAUUCAAAGGCAAUUGUGAAUGACAAUUGUGCAUAAAUGUCCUAAUUGGUAUAAAUGUCAUUGGGUUGAACAAUAUUUCACUAAAAAUUGCUAAAGAUACUGAUAAUGUAUAUAAUAAUAAAGAAAAAUUGCUAAAUAUAUUGACACACACAAUUGGUAUUGCAUCUUAAAUGUAACAACAGUCAACAGAAGUCAAAUAAUCACACUUUUUUAUUUUCACUAAAUUUGUUAAAUGUACUGCUAAUAAAAUUUAUAUUAUAAAA